Molecule: messenger RNA, 1624 nt
Organism: Drosophila ficusphila
Lineage: Eukaryota; Metazoa; Arthropoda; Insecta; Diptera; Drosophilidae
Product: tRNA dimethylallyltransferase
Exons: 1
Coding region: 140-1582 (480 amino acids)
Biological process (GO): tRNA modification
Cellular component (GO): mitochondrion
Molecular function (GO): tRNA dimethylallyltransferase activity
Source: RefSeq, a predicted model, not a curated record
GCAAAGUACCUAAUAGGCGUAAAAUUAAAAAAUUGCUGGCGGCAACAGGUGGUUUCGGUCCCCAGAGGAUAACACGUGCUCGUAAACGUGUGGGUUUUGUUUACUUUGAUUGACUUAAAUUAGCUCCAAUUAAGCGAAAAUGAUUCGCAAAGUGCCGCUGAUUGUGAUCCUGGGCUCUACGGGCACGGGCAAGACAAAGCUCUCCUUGGAACUGGCGGAACGUUUUGGUGGCGAGAUAAUCAGCGCGGAUUCCAUGCAAGUUUAUACAGAUUUGGAUAUUGCCACCGCCAAGGCGACAAAGGAGGAGCAGUCCCGUGCACGACAUCAUCUGCUGGAUGUGGCUACUCCGGCGGAACCCUUUACCGUAACCCACUUUCGCAAUGCGGCUCUGCCCAUUGUGGAGCGUCUUCUCGCCAAGGACAAGCUUCCAAUUGUGGUGGGAGGAACCAAUUACUACAUAGAAUCCCUGCUUUGGAACAUCCUGGUCGACUCGGAGGACAAACAGGCUGAAGGCAAUACCUCUGGAGAACAUUUUAAAGAGGAGGACCUAAAUGCCAUGUCAACUGCGGAUUUACAUCAUCACCUGGCCAAAAUCGAUGCGGGAAGUGCCAAUCGUAUUCAUCCCAACAAUCGGCGCAAGAUUAUUCGGGCCAUUGAAGUCUAUCAAGAAACAGGGCAGACUUUGACCGAAAAAUUGGCGGAGCAGCGAGCACUGCCAGGAGGUAACCGUUUAGGAGGACCACUCCGAUAUCCACACAUCAUCCUUUUGUGGCUCCGUUGCCAGCAGGAGGUGCUUAAUGCCCGCUUGGACUCCCGGGUUGAUGGAAUGCUGGCUCAAGGACUCCUUCGUGAGCUGCGGAAGUUUCACAAUACCCACCAGGCUACUACUGUUAAAGCUUACACCUCGGGUGUCCUGCAGACAAUCGGUUACAAGGAGUUUGUGCCCUACCUAAUGAAAUUUGAUGAGCAGCAGGAUGAUCAGAUAGAAGAGUACCUCCGAAAUCACAGCUACAAACUGCCUAACCAAGUCGAACUAAAAGAAAAGGGACUUCCGCCGGGCUUGGAUCUUCUGCGUAGCUGCUGUGAAGAACUGAAGCUUGUUACGCGUCGCUACUCUAAGAAGCAGCUAAAGUGGAUCAACAAUCGGUUUCUGGCCAGCAAAGAUCGGCAGGUGCCUGAUCUCUACGAGUUGGACACCAGUGAUGUGUCAGUUUGGCCAGAGGCAGUGUAUCAGCGCGCAGAGAACAUCAUUGAAAGUUAUCGUAAUGAGGAAAAAUGCAAGUUUGAGCCAAUGGCCAAGCGAGAUCAUCCUGGAGCAGAUUUAAAUGAGGAGACGAGCCACUUUUGCUCCACUUGCGAACGCCACUUCAUAGGAGAGUACCAAUGGGGACUGCAUCUGAAGUCCAACAAGCACAAGCGAAGAAAGGAGGGGCUGCGCAAGAGGGAAAGGGAGCAGGAGAUGAAUCUAGCCACAGAGAAACUCCUAGCCAAAAAGCAGAAGGCAAAUAAGGCGGAGGAGAAGGAAGAGGAGGCGGCUCAGCUGUCAACCAGCCGAGUCAAUGAUACUGAUAAGCCAUUGUAAACCAGACACGGCUUGGCAAUAAAUUAACCUACGUAAAUUUGA